UGUUGUGUUAUGUCAGGUGGCAUGAUAAGACGAGGACGGGGAUAAAUGCACUUGCCAGUCUAAAUGACUAGCUGUGCACGUUCAAACUAAACUACCUAUUUCUUAUCGUAUGACAGGAACAAGUGAAAGGCCUGGCCAUGCCUAGCUCUCUGCUGUGGGCGGUGGACGUGUACGGCCGCGUCUACAGCCUGUCCACGGCCGCCCAGCAGUGGGACCAGUGUCGCGAUGCCGCCAUGGAGUUCAAGCGGGUGACGGCCGUGCGCCAGUGCUGCUGGGGCAUCGCCUGUGACCACAACAUCUACCUGAACGUGCACGCCAGCGACCUGCCCAUUCGCUACCAGGAGGACGCCUUCGAGAACCAGAGGUGGAACCCCGUGGAUAGCUUCUCGGAGCGGCUGUUGCCGAGUGACCGCUGGCAGUGGAGCGACGUGACGGGCCUGCAGCACCGGCCCCUGGACGGCUUCCAGCUGCCCUCAGCCAACUGGGAGUGGGAGGCCGACUGGUACAUCGACGAGAACUUCGGAGGAGAGCCCACCGACAAAGGGGGCUGGACGUACGCCAUAGAUUUCCCGGCCACCUACACCAGAGAUAAGAAGUGGAACUCGUGUGUCCGUCGCAGGCGAUGGAUACGCAACAGGAGAUACAAGGCCAGAGACUCCUGGGCCAAGAUUCCGUCUGAGCAGGCUGCUGGUCCGCUGCCCGACCCCUUUAACGACAUCAGCGCUGGGGGCUGGGAGCUCACCGAUGACCCUGCCGGGCGCCUCUCUCUCUGGGCCGUCUCACUACAGGGAAAAGUGUGGUUCCGAGAUGGAAUCUGCCACAACAAUCCGGAAGGUUCCGCGUGGGAGGAGGUGAACAUUCCGGGGGAGGUGGUGCAGAUCAGCUGUGGGCCGGUGGAUCUGGUGUGGGCCGUGCUCUGGGAGGGACAGCUGCUGGUCAGGGAGGGCAUCACACGAGACUGCCCCAAAGGGAACUCCUGGGUGGUGGUUGAUUCUCCCAGUCCGGACAUAGGAGCCAUCCAUGUCGCCGUGGGGGUCAACGUGGUGUGGGCCAUCACCAAGGAUAACAAAGUGUGGUUUCGGCGGGGCGUGAAUUCCCAUAACCCCUGUGGCUCCGGCUGGAUCGGCAUGGUGGGGGAGAUGGUCAUGAUCAACGUGGGACUAAAUGACCAGGUGUGGGCCAUCAGCUGUGAGGACCGGGCCGUGUACUUCCGGCAGGGCGUGACGAGCAGCGAGUUGAGCGGUAAGGCCUGGAAGGCCGUGUCUGUACCCAGAGACUCGGACCGCUCCGCCUCCAGCGCCAGCAACGGCAGCAUGCACAGUGCCGGUUGCUUCUUCGGGGGAGAGGUGCGUCUCCAAUCCCAGGCCUCCGUCCUGAGUGAUGUGGACUCGGACUCGGAGCGGAGAGGCUCCGUGGGUGGACUCCUUCCCGACCCAGACACCUCCCCCAUUCCCAUGGGAACCACCAUCAGCACUGCCACAGACGUCGACAUGCCCAAGCCCCGCAUCCCCAAGGUCACGAGCGACAGCUUCAUCUCCGAGCUGGUGUCGGACCGCGAGGGCCAGGUGGGGCGGCGAGACGGGCCCCCCUCCACCUCCUCCAUCAUCCAUGAGGAAGGGGAGCAACCAUCGCUGAUGGGAGAGGGGAGCGAGGUGGAGAAUGUUGACCUGGGAGGCGAUGCUACAUCGGGGGCAGAUGCAGCAGCAGCAGCAGUGGGGGCGCCCCCUACUCUGGUGCUCUCCCCCAGCCAGUCCUCCUCCGGAGGCCCUCAGUGGAGCAACGUGGACCUGGAGGAGGCGCAGCAUCUCAGCCCAGAGGAGGUGCAGAGGCUGGGGGAUGGGCUGACUCACCUGACUGUGGGUGGGGGAGGCGGCGCGGCAGGAGGGGACGGAGGGGCCGAUAGCUGUAGCUUGUCGUCGGUGGUGACGUACCACAUGGGGCUGGAGGAGCUGUACGGGCCGGACGAGCGCCCGCUCUGGGCGUGGGUGAGCGGCGGAGCCUGCGCCGUGGACUGCCACUCCCCGCUCGCCUGGUUCAACUCCAUAGGUACAAAUUCGUCUGCCCAGUCCAUGUCCCUCUCCAUCACUCCCGCCCAGUCGGCAGCCUGGAGAAAGCAGAUAUUUGAGCAGCUCAACGAGCGGUCCAGGAGGGAGAUGGACAACUUCAAACACUACGAGCAGGCCAUUGAGCAAGAGGCCAGUGCCCCUUCUUCUGAGGAAGGGGAAGAAGCACUGGCAGCCAAGAAAUCUGUGUGGGUGAAGAAGGGUGCUAUGCAGUGGUGGCGAGACUGGAAACCUCACAAGUGGACGGAUAUCCGCUUUGCUCUGGAGCAGUUCUCGGGAGCCGAGGGAAACAAGGACGGCAUCCUCUUCAUAUACUACACUUUCAAUGAGGAGAAGAAGUAUCUGCACGCGUUUGUGAACGAGGUGACGGUCCUGGUGCCAGUGCUGAACGAGGCCAAGCACACGUUUGCCAUCUACACGGCGGAGAGGACCAAGCAGCGGUGGCCAAUACGCGUGGCGGCGCCAACGGAGCUGGAGAUGUACGACUGGCUGGCCCUGCUCAGCGUGUCGUGCUGUGACUCGCGGGGGAUCCACGGCCCCCCCUCCAAACAGGCCAUCUGGUCCAUCACCUGUAAAGGGGACAUCUUUGUCAGCGAGCCCACGCCGGAGCUGGAGGCAUCGCCCUACCCCAUGCCCUGCGACCAGAUGUUCUGGAGGCAGGUGGGCGGUCACCUGCGCAUCAUUGAGUGCAACAGCCAGGGGGUGGUGUGGGGCAUCGGCUACGACCACACUGCCUGGGUCCACACUGGGGGAUACGGAGGAGGAUUCUUCCAAGGCCUCUCCAGCAGCACGGAUAACAUCCACACGCAGACGGACGUGAAGAGUGUGUACAUCUAUGAGAACCAACGCUGGAACCCUGUCACCGGAUACACUAACAAGGGUCUCCCUACUGACCGCUACAUGUGGAGCGAUGCCUCAGGCCUGCACGAGUGCACCAAGACCAACACCAAGCCCCCCUCUCCACACUGGACCUGGGUCAGUGAGUGGGCUGUGGACUACGGUGUCUCAGGAGGGACAGACAGAGAAGGCUGGCAAUAUGCUGCAGAUUUCCCAGCGUCAUACCAUGGUCACAAAACCUUGAAGGACUUUGUGCGACGGAGGCGCUGGGCCAGGAAGUGCAAACUGACCACCACGGGCCCCUGGCUGGAAGUCCCGCCCAUCCCCUUGAGUGACAUCUCCAUCCUCCCGUGCAGUGCCAGGGGCAGCCUGGAGCAGGUGCCCCUCUGGGCCAUCAGCAACAAGGGGGAUGUCCUGUGUCGCCUGGGGGUCACCCAGGAAACACCUGCCGGCGUGUCCUGGCUGCAUGUGGGUACUGACCAGCCCUUCAAGUCGGUCUCCAUCGGCGGUGUGCAUCAGGUCUGGGCCAUCGCCCGGGACGGCUCUACCUUCUACAGGGGCGCGGUGUCCGCCCAGAACCCAGCAGGGGACUGCUGGUACCACAUCCCUCCCCCCGCCAAGCAGAAACUCAAACAGGUGUCUGUCGGCAGGACCUCCGUUUACACCGUCGAUGAGAACGGUAACCUGUGGUACAGGCACGGCGUGACCCCUAGUUACCCCCAGGGCUCCAGCUGGGAGCACAUCUCCAACAACGUGCGCAAAGUCUCCGUCGGACCCCUGGACCAGGUGUGGAUCAUCGCUGACAAGGUGCAGGGUAGUCACAGCCUGAGCUGUGGGACGGUGUGCAGGAGACUUGGGGUCCAGCCCAUGGAGCCCAAGGGACAGUCCUGGGACUACGGCAUCGGGGGUGGCUGGGACCACAUCACGGUGAGGGCCAACUCCACGGAGGCCCCCCGCAUCAACAUGGGAGCGGCGGCAGCUCCACCGGAGAUCCUCACCCAGCAGCAGCUGCUCCAGCGGAGGCAGAGCCAGCAGAGCCAGCAGAGCCAGACCCCUCCACGCAGUCCCCUGCCAUCUCACCACCCCCAGACACCCCCGCGAAGCCCCCUGCCAUCCCACACCCAGACACCCCCGCGAAGCCCCCUGCCCAGCCUCACUCAAACGCCACCAAGAAGCCCCGUGCCGCCGACCCACCACAGCCAGACACCUCCACGCAGCCCAGUUCCCUCCCACACCCAGACGCCUCCACCCAGCCCCCUGCCCUCCACGCACACCCAGGAUGAGGAGGACGCCAGGGGUUCGCAGGGAGGCACCCAGGUGGACGCCCAGGCCCAGGAGGACACCCAGAGCAGUGGCAACAACACCACCCAGGGCACUCAGGCUCGCGCCCGCGCGGACACCCUGGAGCCCCGGGAGCAAGACCCAGAGAGGGAGGACGACGGCCCGAAAGACAGCCAGGAUUUCGUGGAUACCCAGGAGCCUUCGGAGGAGAGCAGCCAGGAGUUUCAGGACGCUCAGGAAGGCCACGAUCCCUAGAGUCACGGCAGCGCCACGGGCUGCUGAAAUCUCAGACUUACGUGUACUACACACACCUUUUUUAUAGGAUUCACACACACACACACCCUCCACAGGAUCCUCAUGCCCACAGGUGACCAAAGUAAAAGUAGAAGUAAAAAAAACAAAACCUGCCAUAGUAUCUUUCCAACACAAGUAACUUCACUGAGUAACUGGUCUAUCAGGUCAAAUCUGGACGCCCAGCCCUGCCGUGGCCACAACCGGUAGGGCACACGCCUGCCAUGCGUCUGACCCGGGUUCGAUUCCCGGCCCGGGGCCUUUGCCGGCCCCUCCCCUCGUCUUUCUCUCCCAAUUUGCUUCCUGUCCACCUCUCACACUGUCCUAUCAAAAUAACGUCGAAGAAGACCAACAACAAAAAAAUCUUCAAAUCUGGACGCCCAGAGAGAUGGCAAUGCACAGGGACCCUCAUCAUGACCCACUAGACACCCAGAAGGACCCCACAAAACAGCCAGAUCACCCAGAGCAACGGUUGAGCUGUGUGGGCUGUCAGGCAGGAACUAACAGACACCCUCCUUCCAUCGUACCAAUCAGGAUCUAUAGAAUGGUCUCACAGCUGUGAUGCUCAAACCGCAAAACACUCUCCUUCCACUUCCAAGCACCCGCCCGCACAUGCAACCGUACUCUGCAGGAGCAGUGACAACACUGUUACUGUUUUCAGGCCAACCAGACCAGUGCCGGUGCCCGUACCCUCACCUGUUAACUUUGACACUAAAGUGAUUUAGCUGCGAACCAUCCACGUUCAUACCGGGCUCUGAACUUUUCCCGCAC
This is a messenger RNA of Engraulis encrasicolus (European anchovy), 5243 nucleotides long. RefSeq names its product tectonin beta-propeller repeat containing 1a (gene tecpr1a). Gene Ontology annotation, molecular function: phosphatidylinositol-3-phosphate binding. Gene Ontology annotation, biological process: autophagosome maturation. Bases 138 to 4436 code for a protein of 1432 amino acids. Gene Ontology annotation, cellular component: autophagosome membrane; lysosomal membrane. NCBI's taxonomy places the organism in Eukaryota, Metazoa, Chordata, Actinopteri, Clupeiformes, Engraulidae. The record is from RefSeq and is a predicted model, not a curated record. The transcript has 27 exons.